AUGCAUCCACCCCCCUGCCUCCCUCCUUCCAUCAAGAACACAGCAAUCCCCGCGUACACGACUCUGUCUCCGUUAAAGGGGGUAGGAAGAGCGAUUACGUGCACUACCUGCUUGAAGAACCUUUCAAAAUUGUCCACGAAAAUAUUGUCCACCUGGAAAUCAACAUAGAUAGUCGUCUGAGGAGCAGUUAUUGACUUUUUAAUCGGUUUCAUUUAUCGUUAUGUCCGCUUCGCAGUUUUCUGUUACAGUGUUGAUAAAUAUUGCUACAUAGCUAGCUAGCCAGCAAGCCAAUAUCGAGCAAACCACCAACAUCGCGAGUUGAAUGAAGACGCUUUGCAUGGGUUGUAGCCUAUCCCGUGUAGAUUAGACAUUUGUGUAGAUAACGUUACUGUAGCUAGUUAUCUGACGUGAAGAGUUUUUGUUUGUUUUAUUGGUAUUGGUGAAGAAGAGACGAGCAGAUAUCGAGGACGGUAUUGAUUGGAUAUCCAUGAGCUCCGAUUUCCAGCACUACAGUUUCAGGAUGCCUAAUAUCGGGUUCCAGAACCUUCCCCUCAACAUCUACAUUGUGGUGUUUGGGACUGCCAUCUUUGUCUUCAUCCUCAGCCUUCUCUUCUGCUGCUACUUGAUAAGGUUAAGGCACCAGGCGCACAAGGAGCUGUAUGCAUACAAACAAGUUAUACAGAAGGAAAAGGUCAAAGAGCUAAAUUUGCAUGAGAUAUGUGCGGUGUGCUUGGAGGAGUUCAAACAGAAAGACGAGCUGGGGAUUUGCCCGUGCAAACACGCCUUUCACAGGAAGUGCCUCAUUAAGUGGCUGGAGGUGAGGAAGGUGUGCCCGCUGUGCAACAUGCCCGUCCUGCAGCUCGCCCAACAGGCGGGCAUCCCCAUCGACGUCACCGUGCCCAUACAGCAGCCCCUGCCAGGCGUGGAAAACCUGGUGUAGCGCAGACUGCAGUGCUCACACACACACACAUACUACACACACCUGUACAGGUACACUUACGCCUCGACCACACCGAUAGCGUCAUUGCGUUUUGGUACACCAGAAGUACAUUCAUUUCCAAUGGAACGCUGCGUUUGCCUUGCAGCAUUGCGUUGCAGUGCAUCCUGUGUGGUGCAUACAUUGGAUUAAUCGAACGUAUGCAUCAAAUGAUUUGCGUAGACGGCUUGACCGAAAUGGUAGCAGAAGGUGAAUGUUGAACUUUAGUUGCACACAUAUCCAGAUGAUGCCACGUACCAUUUUGCGCAAUGACUGUAGGUGUGAUCGAGGCGUUAUAUAUGGUUUUUAAGGACAGGACAGACAAUGGAGAAACACAACGCCGUUACGAUGUGGACAGAGACUCACGGCAAUGAAGAAGUGAAUCUGCUGCCUCUCCUCCUCAUCUCUCUGCCUUGGUGGAUUCACAUAAGGAUUUUUUAUAAUAACGGUUCUUUACGGACAAUCUCUUUUUUUUUCUUGUGGACACAGCAGUGGUCACUAUUCUGACCGUUUCACAACCAAAGCACUUUUCUGGGGACACGAGCGUGUGACGAAUAAGAGACACGAAAACCAACAACUACAACACGUUGAAAUGAAAAUGGCUGCAUCGUUUCGUUUUCUUUUUAACAACUAAACCUUUGUAUUUUUUUUUUUACAAGCACUUUAAAAAGUAACAAACUUAAAUUGCUUGUGAGGAGGUUGUAGUAGCAACAAGGUUAUAUUUUAUAUUUUAUUAUUACGAUUAACUUUUUUUUGUGUGUACAUACAGAGCCACAUGAGUACAUUUUUUUUAGUUGAGUGGGUUAUUUUUUGGGGGGGGGAAAUAUCUUAAAGGGACAGUAGCCUCCAAAUGAAUUGACGUCAGGAUACGCUUGGCAUGCUCAAGGAACCGCAGAAUUUUGUGGCCUGAUAUUCCCCCUCUCUCACAUUGAAGGGGUGUGAAUGAGGGGAGUGUAUGUGUAAAGGGAACAGGGUCACCCCAACCUCAGUACUUUGUGUCUAAACAACUUAAUGUGAAUUAAGAGAGGAUGGGUUCGAGUUGUGACCCGGAUGUGAUUCGCUGGUGUGCAUCCGACUCUGCAUCCCCUCUUGCAUAUGAAGGUUGUACAGUUUGUUACUCACUGCACACCUCAGUGUCUGUGUUCCAAAAUGGCACCCUAUUCUCUAAAUAGUGCACUAUUUAAGGAAUGGGAUGCAGCCUGUGCGUGUUUGUUACAACAAGGCCUUUCUGUGGGCUAUGUGGCCACUGUCACGAUCUGCAUCUGUCAAAAUAUGUAAACAAAUUGUUAAAACGCAACAAUGCUGAGGUCGUUUUCUCAUUGAAAGAUUUUUCACUAUGAGGUUUUAUGAGGGUCGAAUCAAAUGAAAAUAGUAGAAUUCCCUAGUGUAAACAGUCACAGCAGUGUACAAGCCCCCUGUGUGUGCCCCACAGACACAUACCCGACACAAACUGUGGAGGGGUCCUGGCUUCAGUCACUUCCUGUGGACGGGCGACCAGGAAGUAAGAGAAACCCAACACCCUGAGCCCAUGGCACCUCUAGAGCCAACUUCCAAUCAGAUGCCUCCGUUCUUGUUACAUAAGAGAAGACUGAGCCUCCCCCCGAGCCCGCAGUGCUCCCAAAGCUUUACUCAUAUAGCUUGUGGCAACGGAGCGCUAUGAAAUCACAGUUGGAAGAUUCCUCUUUGGUUUUAUACGGUUAAAAAUGCAUCCCUCUCUUGCCGUCCUCAGGUUUGAGUUUGAAUGUGGUUUAGCCUGAUGGAAGUCUAAAACAACUAUCCCAAUCUACACACUGAUUAAAUAGUAAACAAGAGUACUUCAUAUAAUGCCAAAAUGAUUAUAUUACAUAUUGUCUCUGAUGUGAUCAUGUCUGGAAUCAUAGAUUCUAUAGGUUGAUCUUUAUGAAACCUAGAACAAACACUGGUCCACUAAGGCAGCGGUUCUUCAACUUUUCCAGCUCAAGACCCAAAUUAGAAAUGGACCGUCCUCCCCCUGACCCAAAUGGUCCUCCAACAACCCAAAUGAAGAAGAAAUAGUGCGUGAUUAUAGAUGUAUUCUCACAACUCGCAACCCACCUCUCACAUGCCCAGGGCCCACUUUGGGUCCCGAUCCAUAGUUUAAGAAACCCUGCACUAAGGCAUUGUUGCAUUUUCACUGCUAUACAUAAAUGUAUAAAACCAGACAUUUUGUUUUUAUCAAACUUUUGACAUGAAUGAUGGUAGUGAAUGCUACAGGGUGACACAGCACUGCCUUGGAGCGUGAAAGGCUUGGUGAAAUCUAUCAAGAUGUGACACAACGCAAACUAAGCAACAAACCUUGUCUCUUGUUUGCUAGCCGUGACUGAUGUAGUAUUACAUAUUUUGGCAGAAAAACACAUGGUUUGUUACUCAGCACUGAAAGAGCAUGACCACCCGGGCUUUCACUUCGUUUUCAAUUCAGCCAACGAUUCAAAGCCGCUUCUGUGAUUAGUAAUUACUUAGCGGUAUUUAGCUUUAGCUUAGCAUUGAUCUAAUUAAGCUAUGGGUGAUAUAAAUCAAAUCAAAUAUUAUUGGUCACAUACACGUGUUUAGCAGGGUGUAGCGAAAUGCUUGUGCUUCUAGCUCCGACAGUGCAGUAAUAUCUAACAAGUAAUAGGCUAAGUAUCUAGUUCAAAUUCUAGCUGCACUCAACCAUAUCAAGUCAACACACAUACGUACGUUCCCAGUAGAUGUCAUUGAGCAGGUAUAGGCCCUGGUCAGCAGUCGUAGAGAAUAGCAGUGUUUUAGCAGCCUCAUUCUAGCUCUUUCCCCAAUCGCUCUCUCCACACCAGUGUUUUGUUCACCGCUACACACACACACCAACCCCUCUACCCUGGUGCUUUGUUGCACCACCUUUUGUGGCAUCACUGUAGUAAAAGUGCUGUGUGAUAGUUUGGAACAGAGGGGAAACAGUGUCCCAUAGGUCAGGGGUCAGCUUGUGUCAAAGGUCACAGACUAGAUCUAGGUGAUGGGUCAUAAUAAUGCCGUUCAAUACAGCUUUAUUUAUAAGACAGCCUGGUCUGUCGAACAGGGUCGAUUUGGUUCUUCCCUCUUUAAGUGUUUGUACCUUUUCAGGACCCCGGCUUAUUCAGUGCUGAGUAUCAGGCCCAGUUCCAGAACAACUGCGCUUGUGUCUUGUAGACUGACUCCUUUAAAUAGAAUGGUAUUCUUAGAAUGCUAGUCAUUCUAUUGAAUUCAAUGAACUGUCAUCAACCAUCCAAUGAAAUGUACUGUGUCCGCUGGCUUUACCUUCGAAUAACAACUAACAGAUGGGAAUGUGUUAGCCUACUGUUGCUAGCUGGUGAAAAGAAUAGUAGAACAUUAUUUGUUACCAAUAUCAGAAACAAUGUCUCCCCGCCCCACCCAAUGAAAUCUAUUGUAUUGGAGGAGGGAGGAGGAUGACGAUUGUGAUUAUUAUAAUAUAUUUUUUACUUGUGCUUUACUUACAAUUUUUGUUCAUUUUGGCCAUUUGUUUGAAGAGGCACUAGUCUGUGGUUGAAUGUGGAAUGAGAAAAACCAUAACCUUUUUAUUGAAGGCGCCCGGCGUUGCUUGUAUGUGCGGGUCGCUUCGGUACCCGUUUGCCUCUUCUUGGUUCUUCUGUGUGGCUACACACAAAAAUGAGCUACACAGGAACCAAUGGAGGUGUCACCCUUUCUGUAUAUCACUCAAAUAUAAGUAUAUAACACACCUCUUUGUACAAAGAGACUUCAACUCUGAUAUUAAUCUCAAAACUCCCAAGUUUGACUGGUCCGAAGUUAUUUCGACAACUAGCCCCACCACUUUCUUAUUCCCUUAAGACUCCUAUAGUGUAACAUAUUGUGGUUGUCUCUGAAUGUACAGUUUAAAGGGAGAUAUAACGAUAGGACUGGGCAAGGAGGAGACCGAUAAUGUGAAAGCAUGCGAUGAAAUUGCGACCGCACUUGCAACCGAUUUCACCAUUGUAAUUGUACGUAGAGAGUAGUAGUGUUGGUAGGAAGGCAUACUGCAUACAUACUCCACUUUUUACUGUGAGGGGGUAUGCAUUGUGCACUGAACAGUUGAGGGUAAUUCUUCCAUCGAAAACACUGCAUCUGAGCACUUAUAACUGCCAUUUGCCCAUCCGAGAAUUGUAACAAGGCCAGCCAUUUUGUAAUGCUUUCUUUCAAAUGAGAGUUGAAGGUCAGAAGAGAACCCUUAUCUAAUAUACCCCUUCAUUUCUUCCUGUGUAACUCCCUAAUCCUUCCCCCACGCUUCUCGGACCAGACAACAUAGUUUUAGGUUCUCUCAGAGUCCUGGAAAGCAUGUAGCCACGGUCAAGUGCCACAACAGCAGGCAGUUAUAGGCCCUUCCGCGAGAGGAAGGAAUAAUAGGUGAUUAUUCACUAUGAAUAUACACAUCGUCUACUAGUUAUUAUUACUGCACUAGGUACCAGGCCAAAUCUAUUUGAAAAACAUUGGGAGUUUGGACAGUUGAUGAAUUUAGUGAUGAGUCACCCCAUUAUAAUCUCCAUUGACGUCAGCACUGUUCCAGUGCUGGGCCUGUAAUAUUAAAGGACUAUGAUGUACUUGC
Coregonus clupeaformis (lake whitefish) is the source of this 5540-nucleotide messenger RNA. It is a transcript of the gene rnf24, whose product is annotated as ring finger protein 24. Gene Ontology annotation, molecular function: zinc ion binding; ubiquitin protein ligase activity. The transcript has 6 exons. Lineage: Eukaryota; Metazoa; Chordata; Actinopteri; Salmoniformes; Salmonidae. The record is from RefSeq and is a predicted model, not a curated record. The coding region runs from base 488 to 940 and encodes 150 amino acids. Gene Ontology annotation, cellular component: endomembrane system.